GAAUGGGGCGAUGGGAUGUGGCCACGCCCAACACUUGGAUCAUAAACCAGGGCGGAAUCCCAAAUGACUUCCAAUGCCCUAUAGAGGGCGUUCUAACCCACUGCGGUGCGUGCUCAGUCACUCCUGUUAGGGAAUAGGGAGCCGUUUGGAAUACAGCCCCGGAACCGCUCACACGCACACAGAGGACGGAGUGUGUGGAGAGGAGAGGAAAGAAUGGUGUCAGUGUUUCUGUGGAAAACACAGCCACAUUAUUCGCUUAAGCAGGAGUCUGAAACAGAUCAUCACUUCAAAUAACCGUAGCGAUUCGACGCCCCUUGGAUAAACUGGACGGGAAAACACGACAUUAUUGAUCCGAUUCGUCUCCUUUUUGAGCGUUCAGUGAGGAACCAGCAGGUAGUUUAGAUCUUUAGCAGAGUUAGAUGCGGUUAGGAGACGACUUGUGGGAUUGAAUGUGUACCGCGGACGUCUCGCUGGUCUUCUAAUGCGGUUGUAGGUCUUUUAUGGCCAAGCAAACGCGAUGAAUUUACAGCUGUUUACAUUUUAUUAAGCUAGUAGUAGAAGCUAGUUAGCCGGCUAGCAAACCAGUGCUAACUCUGCUAUGCGAGAUACGCGUUUCCCCAGGUUAUUGUGCUCCUUUAUUACAACCUUUACCGUUCCCAGGACAGUCUAACAUUAUCUAUAUUGUAUUUGAAAAUUAUUUUUGAUUAAAAAAAAAAACAAAACAAAAAACAACCCUUUCCUCACACGAAGGCACGCGUUUUUGUGAGGUUUUUUUUCCUUCGUUGGUGGAAAAUGGAUGCGGUAAUGGAGAAGGAGUGCAGCGCUUUGGGAGGGCUCUUUCUGUCCAUCAUGAACGACAUGAAGGCGAGUUACCCUGCCUGGGAGGACUUUGUGACAAAAGGGGCCAAGUUACAGUCUCAGCUAAGGACAACCAUCAUCGUCAUUGGCUCGUUCCUGGACGCCUUCCAGAAGAUUGCUGAUAUAGCAACUGGAACACGAGGGGCAACAAAAGAAAUCGGUUCAGCAUUGACCAGAAUGUGCAUGAGACAUAGAAGCAUUGAGAACAAACUCAAACUCUUCACUACCGCUUUCAUGGAUAACCUGAUCAGUCCACUGGAGCUGACAUUGGAGGAAUGGAAAAAAGUGGCCAGUCAGCUUGAUAAGGAUCAUGCGAAAGAGUAUAAAAAGACACGAGCAGAUAUCAGGAAGAAAUCAUCUGAUACUAUCAAGCUGCAGAAGAAAGUAAAAAAAGGUAAGGAUGAGGUGCGGAUGCAGUUGGACAGUGCGUUGCAGGAUGUAAACACUCGCUAUACUGAGUUAGAGGAUCUGGAGAAGAGAGCUGUGUGCAGAGCGCUCAUUGAGGAACGAGGACGCUUCUGCUCUUUUGUUACAAUGCUAAAACCUGUUCUUGAUGAGGAGAUUAGUAUGCUCGGUGAAGUAACACAUCUACAGUCGAUUCUUGAAGACCUUUGUCACCUGACAGUAGAUCCCAGUGCUUUACCACCUGCUAGUGAACAGGUUAUUCUUGACCUGAAACGUUCUGAAUACACCUACGCAUUCCAGACUCCACCUGCAUCUCCAAGCAACACAAUGUCACGCAAAAGCAGCAUUAGCAGCAACUAUGCCUCAGUGCAUCACGUGCCCUCUCUGGACUCUAUCUCCACUGUUAUGGAUGGCAUGCAUUUGCAAGUCCAAGAAGCAGGGCAGGAGCAGAGCCACAAUGUUCCUGGCAGAGAGAAUGGCACCUCUGUGCCUCGUCCACAUCAAGUUUACAGUGGUUAUGGGGAAAGAGCUAGAGCCCAGUCCACAUCAGGAAAGCCGAAGACAGCCAGAGAGGAACUAGCUCUGACAUUAGCGGGUGCACUCAACUCAGAGACCCCUCACGCUAGCCGUGAGUCUCUGCACUGCUCCAGUGGAUAUAGUACCCAGACAACAACACCAUCCUGUUCUGAAGAUACAAUACCCUUACAUCAUGAAGACUAUGAUUAUAUCUCUCUCCACGGAGGCGAUGACGCACCCAGUCCAUCUGAUUUUGACAAAUCCUGCACGAUUCCACGUAACAGUGAGCUGAGCCUGAACUACCGUAAACUGUUCCAGAGCAAGAGACCAGCAUCCACCGUGAGCCUUCUGACUGAGCCUGAGUCACUACUGCUACAUCAACCCCACACAGCCACGAUCCGGCGUAAACCAUCCAGCAAAGCCAACCUCCGUCGUUGCACCAUCAGCGGAGGAGUGCCCAUCCCCAUCUCCACACCACAGGUGCCACUGAAGCCAUCUACAUCCUCAGCAGGUAUGGCUUCAGGCCAUAGUGGCAGCAAGGAGGCAGUGGGUCCACAAGUGCCCCCUCAAGCUGCUCGGCACACCAGCUCCGAUUUGGCACAUGCUAAACACACACUCUGCACCUCCAACCGGAAUAUUAGUACAAUGCCAACCCCAUACUAUUCGAUGUUCCCUCGGCAGCCACCAGUAUGCAUUACAGAGCAGAUCUACCAAACUAGCAAGCAACAGCAAAGGCACUUCCAACACCACAAUGACAAUCAUCAACAGAACAACCAAAAACAACGGCAAUAUCAGCAAGAGUACAACACACAGGAGCACCCGGUGCCGUCUCAACAACAGUACAGUCAAGCACAACAGGAGGCGAAAUAUCAACAUUACAUCCAAGCACAAAAAGAGCACCCACAUCUACAUCACUACAAGCAACAGAAUCCGCAACAGGUACAGCACAUACCUGCUCAGCAUCCUCAGUUUCCCCAACAACAGCAUCUAAUCCAGCAGCAAAAUCAACAAAAACAGCAGCAGUGCAAACUACCUCAACAGAAUACUGCACUACACUGCUGGUCAGCUGCUCCAGCUGCAGACACUGCAAAUCAUUCAGAUGACACAAAUGAACCCAAUCAGAUGCCAAGUGGUGGCAGUGAUAUGCUAAGCAUGAUCCGCCGGGGGGUGAAACUCAGACGCACAUUCACUAACGAUCGCUCAGCACCUCUCAUCACUACUGACCAUCUCAAGUGAAGAUCAUUCUUUGAGCUAUAAGCUAGUACCUUUUUUUAUUUUUGUUUUUUUAUUUUAUUUUUUA
Ictalurus furcatus (blue catfish) is the source of this 3079-nucleotide messenger RNA. It is a transcript of the gene mtss1, whose product is annotated as MTSS I-BAR domain containing 1. The transcript has 14 exons. Gene Ontology annotation, cellular component: actin cytoskeleton; cytoplasmic side of plasma membrane. NCBI's taxonomy places the organism in Eukaryota, Metazoa, Chordata, Actinopteri, Siluriformes, Ictaluridae. The coding region runs from base 793 to 3015 and encodes 740 amino acids. The record is from RefSeq and is a predicted model, not a curated record. Gene Ontology annotation, biological process: plasma membrane organization; cell projection assembly. Gene Ontology annotation, molecular function: phospholipid binding; actin binding.